AUGGGCACACGCGGGCCCUAUGCCCUGGUGGACACCACGCCGGCCAAGACCAUCUUGGUGUACCGCAACGGGGACCAAUUCUAUGUGGGCCGAAAGUUCGUGUUCUCGCGGCGACGCGUAGCCAACUUCGAGGCCCUGCUGGAGCAGCUGACCGAGCAGGUGGAUGUGCCCUUCGGAGUGCGGAGGCUCUACACGCCCACGCGCGGUCACCAGGUGCUCGGGCUGGAUGCCUUGCAGGCCGGUGGCAAGUACGUGGCCGCGGGCCGUGAGCGCUUCAAGAAACUGGACUAUAUUCAUAUAGUUCCCAGAAAACCUCCAAAGAUGAGAAAGUUGAAGGAGAUCAAGCCGGUGGUACAUUGUGACAUCAACGUGCCUUCCAGAUGGCAAACACAGAGCAGGACAUCUCGACAUAUAAAUGUUUUCACAAACGGAAGAUUAUUUAUCCCACCUAUAAAAAUUAUUAUACCCAAAUUCAGCCUAUCAGAUUGGAGCAGUGUGCUGGCCAUAAUUGGAGAAAAAGUCUUCCCUCUGGGAGGCGUUCGGAAGUUGUAUACGAUGGACGGGCAUCUUUUGGACAACUCAAAGGAUUUGCAAGACAAUUCUUUUUAUGUUGCUGCAGGACUGGAGACUUUCAAAUAUAUUCCUUACUGGAAGUCCCCACGGGUCCCCAGUGAGGUCCAGCAGAGGUUUGGGGGCAAUGAUAAAUACCCACAAACAAAGAAGAAAGUGGAGCCCAAAGACAAAGAACCUCUCAAAAAUGACAGCAUACCACCUAAAAGCCAGGAUUCGGUUUAUUAUGCCAAAGAGAAAAAGGAAACAGCUCCGGGACCCUUAGUUCAAAGUGGUGCAGAGGGUGAUGUCUAUAAAGCGCAGACUCUGGAUAAGGAGACCCAGGAAGCACUGGAAGCACUGGAAGUCAGGGAGGAUCCAGAGGUGAAGGUGGAGGUGCCGGUUGACCAGGUACCAGCUGAAAUUGUUAAAGAAAUUGAUGAGCUAGGCGGCAACAACCCUGACCUGGAAAGCGGUGUGGAAAAGGAAGUGGAAAGACUUUAUGAAGACAUCGACAGAAAGCUUCAUGUGGAUUGGUCCCUGAGUCUAGAGGGAGACCAUUCCCGAAUGUCUUUUAAGAAAAGGUUUCCCUUAAGACACCACAGAAAGAGAAAAGCAUUUCUCAAGAACUUCCGCAAGAAUAAAGAAGUGGUUCCGACUCCUGAAAAAGAACAACAUGACAUUCUAGAAGAAAAACACAUACCUGCACUGCCAGAAACCCAAGUAGAAGCAGAAGUUCAAAGAGAGCCACCAACGAGACAUGAAUCACAAGAAGAGUCAUCAUUGGCACAAAACCAAAGACCUGAGCAACAAAAUUCCUCUAUACAAUCAUCCUCGGGACCACCAUCCCCAGAACAACAACUUGAACAACAAGAGAUAUCUAGACAGUUAUUUUUGAGACCUCCAUCCCCAGAGCAACAAUUUGAACAAGAGGUAUCUAGACAGUCAUCCUUUGGACCAUCAUCCUCAGAGCAAAAACUUGAAAGACGAGAAGUAUCUGGACAGUCAUCCUUGGGACCACCAUCCCCAGAACAACAACUUGAACAACAAGAGAUAUCUAGACAGUUAUUUUUGAGACCUCCAUCCCCAGAGCAACAACUUGAACAACAAGAGGUAUCUAGACAGUCAUCCUUGGGACCAUCAUCCUCAGAGCAAAAACUUGAAAGACGAGAAAUAUCUGGACAGUUAUCCUUGAGACCACCAUCCCCAGAACAACAAUUUGAACAACAAGAGGUAUCUGGACAGUUAUCCUUGGGACCACCAUCCCCAGAACAACAAUUUGAACAACAAGAGGUAUCUGGACAAUUAUCUUUGGGACCACUAUCCCCAGAGCAACAAUUUGAACAAGAGGUAUCUGGACAGUCAUUUUUGGGACUAUCACCCCUAGAGCAAAAACUUGAACAACAAGAAGUAUCUGGACAGUCAUCCUUGGGACCACCAUCCCCAGAACAACAACUUCAACAACAAGAGUCUUCUAAAGAGUCACCUUUGAGACAACUUUUAGAGCAACGACCUGCCCAAUGAGAAUCUCCUAAAUAGACAUCUUUGGGACCACCAUUCCAAGAUCGUCCAUCCAAACAAUGGGAAUCCUGUUGACAGUCAUCCUUGAGAUAGCAAUCUCAGAAACAGAUGACUCUGGGGCAACGCACAAGACAAAUACCAUGAUAACAAAAUAUCAGCCACGUCGUGAAGAGCGACUGUCAGAAACUGGACAGGACCACAGGGAAAUGAAAAUAAAAUUAAACAGUUUAUUUUCAUAUUAUGCUGAGGUAUGCCAGUAGGGUAUUACAGUUACGAACAUCAUAUUUUGAAGGCCAGACUUAAAGUUUAAAAGAUGAAUAAGA
Molecule: messenger RNA, 2393 nt
Organism: Myodes glareolus (Bank vole)
Lineage: Eukaryota; Metazoa; Chordata; Mammalia; Rodentia; Cricetidae
Source: RefSeq, a predicted model, not a curated record